Molecule: messenger RNA, 732 nt
Organism: Cololabis saira (Pacific saury)
Lineage: Eukaryota; Metazoa; Chordata; Actinopteri; Beloniformes; Belonidae
Gene: atp5pd
Product: ATP synthase peripheral stalk subunit d
Exons: 6
Coding region: 106-591 (161 amino acids)
Biological process (GO): proton motive force-driven ATP synthesis
Molecular function (GO): proton transmembrane transporter activity
Source: RefSeq, a predicted model, not a curated record
GAGGAGCUGCCGAGCUGAGCAAAGUCACUUCCGGGUACGGUUGGCAGUGAGCUGAUUUCGUGUAUUGACACUGCGCUGCUUCUUCCAGCCACCACACCCUGAACAAUGGCCGGGAAACGAGCUGCACUGAAGGCUGUGGACUGGGUGGCCUUUGCAGAGAGGGUGCCACCGAGCCAGAGGACCAUGUUCAACAACCUGAAGACCAGAAGUGAUGCUGUUUCUGCAAAACUUGCCUCUCUGCCUGAGAAACCUGCUGCCAUCGACUGGAGCUACUACAGGUCUGCUGUGGCUAAAGCAGGGAUGGUAGAUGAGUUUGAAAUGAAGUUCAGUGCCCUGAAGGUUCCUGAGCCCGUUGACACUCAGACUGCACUUAUUGAUGCUCAGGAAGCAGAAGCGAACAAAACAGCUGCUGCCUACAUUGAAGCUUCCAAGGCUCGUAUCGGCCAGUAUGAAAAACAGCUGGACAAAUUCAAAAACAUGAUUCCCUUCGACCAGAUGACCAUCGAGGACCUGAAUGAAACUUUCCCAGAAACAAAACUCGACAAAGAGAAGCAUCCUUAUUGGCCUCACAAGCCCAUCGCUGAACUGUGAAUAUCAUCUAUGCUGCGUCUCCCACCAAGGAAACCAUGUAUAGCAUGUGUAUAAUAUUCAGGAGUGUCUAAACAUUAUCCUGUAGGGGAACAAAAAACAUGUUUAUUUCUAUUUGAUGUCUCAGUAAAUUCUGAUUGUGAA